AUAGUGCUCCCCCCUGUGGUAAGGACCAGUGGGGUCUGAUUGUGGACCAGGCCAGCUUGCUGCUCAUCCAGGCCCUGCUGGGUAUCUACAGGAUCCAGGGGAUGAUUUGGAGUCUGCUUGAGCUCCACAGCCUCAAAAUAGUCUCUACUGGCAUCAUCUGGGUCUCACUGCAAGAGGUUUCCCUGAUGAACUACCUCUUCCUGGUUCUGUGGGCCUUUGCCCUCCCAUUCCCACGGAUACGACCUCUGGCCUCCAGUGUCUCUGCUGUCUGGGCCUGUGUCAUGGUGGUCUGUAAGAUGUUUUAUCAACUCAAAGUCAUCAAUCCCCUCAAUUACUCCUCCAACUGCACUGCUGGCCUGUUAUCGUCAAACAGCUCAGGCCCAGACAUGGGGGUAGAGCCGGGAGGGAACAUGGUGGAGCUGCUUAGGAGGUCUAUUCUCUACAUGGAAUCUGUUGACCCUGUCUAUUGGUGUGGAGCACUACGCAAGUGUGAGGGCAGGAUCCUCCCCUGUCUCCAGAACCAUCUGAUGGUGCUGGGUUUGCUGGUGUUUGAGGUGACCAUUCACCGCCACCAGCUGUACUACCGUCUCCACAAUGACCUGAAGACUCCGCCCUUCAGCAUCAUCUUCCAGGGCAUCACCAGGCAACACCUUGAUCAUGGUAUCCUUCCCUGCAUCAAGUACUUCAUCAACUUCUUCUACUACAAGUUUGGAUUAGAGAUCAGUUUGAUCGUGGCGGUUAAUGUGAUUGGUCAGAGGAUGGAUUUCUACGCCCUACUCCAUUCUUGCGCCUUAUUGGCUGUUCUGUCCCGGCGCCGCAGGAAAGCAAUUGGCGAGGUUUGGCCAAAGUAUUGCUGCUUCACCGCCGGACUCAUGGUGCUACAGUACCUUCUUUGCAUCGGCAUCCCUCCUGCUCUCUGCGUUGACUACCCCUGGAGGACCUCUAUUACACCUUUGACCUCCAAUGUAAUCAAGUGGCUGUACUUGCCUGACUUUGCCAUGAGGCCAAAUCCUUUGUUCAUCUUCUAUGACCACCUCCUGUUGCUGUGUUCAUCUCUUCAGUGGCAGAUGUUUGAGGAGGAGAAUCGGGCAGCGGUACGUCUGCUGGCAGGAGAGAAUGUAGAAAUCAGUCGCAAUCUGGAUCCUUGCUCCAUCAACCAGUUUGUACCUGUGGACAACUUCCUGCAUUGCAGGUCAUACCUAGACAUGGUGAAGGUGUUUGUGUUCAGUUAUUUCUUCUGGCUGGUGCUGUGCCUCAUCUUCAUCACUGGGACCACACGGAUCAACAUCUUCUGCAUGGGCUACCUGGUGGCCUGCUUCUACUUCAUGCUGUUUGGGAACAGUGUGCUGAUGCAGCCGGUCAGAUACAUACUGAGACUCUGGGACUGGCUCAUUGGCUACACCUGCCUUGUUAUCACCAUGAAGAACCUUCUGUCUCUCGGUUCAUGCGGCUAUCUGGACAGCCUGCUGAAGAACGGCUGCUGGCUCAUCCAAGCCUUCAGCAUGUUCUGUACCAUCAAAGGCUACGAUGUCCCGGCUCCUGAUGAUGAGUGUGAACUGCCGGAGGAUGAGGCUGGCAUCGUCUGGGAUGCCAUUUGUUUCACCUUCCUCCUGAUGCAGCGAAGGGUCUUCCUCAGCUAUUACUUUCUGUACGUGGUAUCAGACUUGAGGGCCUCUAAGAUAUUAGCCUCAAGGGGUGCUGAGCUGUUCGAGGCCAAGGUGAAGAAACAGGUGGCAGCCAGACUGGAGCUGGAGAAGAAAUCUGUCGAAACACUGAAGAAAAAGAUGGAGAAGAUCAAGUCCAAGCAGAAAAGUCGACAUGGGACUAAGGACAAAGGGAAGCCCCCUGCCGAUGAGCAAAGGUGUUUUCCAGAUGAGAAUGAGAAGGCGAUGAGAGAUGCUGGUAAAUGGUGGAAGCCUUGGGUCUCGGGGCCAGGGGUGGAAGACAACUGUGGCUACCACCUUUUUGAGAGUGACAGCGAGGAGGAGGAGGAGGUCUCAGAAAAGAAAGAAGAAGAGGCACCAUCAAAGAAGAAAUCUGCUUUUCAGUUGGCCUAUGAAGCUUGGAUCACCAACUCCAAGACAGCCCUCAGCAAUCUAAAGAAGGAGAAGAAAAAAACGAAACAGGAGGAGAGGAAGAGGGCAAAGAGAGAGCUACGGAGACAGCAAGGGAUUGACAGAGCAGACUCUAGUGAGGAUGAGUUGAACGACAGCUGUGUCGAUGAAGAUGUUGAUGAGAAGAAAGAAACUGUCUUCCAGCGCUGCAUUAGCACACUGAAUUUCAGCUGGGUCUUCAUCCUGUCCCUUGUUGAUGACCUCACCGAGAGUCUGAACUGUUUCUGUAAGGACAGCCAGGACAUUUCCAAGGUGUUGUGCUUUGAGAGAGCAUUGCUGGGCCAACAGCAGAGGAAGGGUCGAGAGGUGAGCCAGCAGAGUGUGAAGCAGUUUUAUGAGACCCGGAUGUCCCGUCAGAACACACAAUCCACGCAAGACGACCUGGAAGACAUGCUUUCUCCCCCUUCCUCGCCCCCCGCUGUUCCCUCCACCCACCAUGCCUAUGUCAAGCUCAGGAACACUGCCUCCAAGGUUUCCUGGGGCAGCAGCGUCUCCAGCUGUAUGACAGAUGAGACAAUGCUGGGCUCCCGCCAGCCUACCCAAGAGGAGCUGGAUGAUCCUCCUGUCCUGCAGCCAUCCGCCAACCAACUGAGAAGGAGGCUUCUGAAGACAGCUAAUAUUGAACUGACCUCCUUUGACAGCGAUGGACCUUUGCUGAGCCUCGAAGAUGAUAUCCCUCAAACGAGAGACCAUGAAGAAGGUGACGAUAAGGAGGACAAUGAGCAAGAAGAGGAACAGAGGCAACAAGAAGGAGAGGAAGAAGAAGUAGAUGAACAGGAUGAGGAGGAGAUGCAGGAAGAGGUGGGGGAACCAGAGGAAAGAGAGGAGGAUGAGUACCCUGAUUACUCAGAAUGCACCUCCCUGGGUCUGAGGGAGUCCGAGGAAGAGAAAAGCCUCGAUCUCCCAGAAUCCCCCAGGCCUCUGAGUCAGGACAGCAGGAACCUCACUGCCAGCGAACUGCUGCUCAACAAUAUGUUUGACAAUGAGGAGAUUUCAGAGUCUGACAAAUUCUUCCAGUCACUGCCCAGGCCGCUGAGGCUCCUCUUCGCCCUCUAUAACACCAUGGUAUCCAAGUCAGAGAUGCUGUGUUAUUUUGUCAUCAUUCUCAACCACAUGGUGUCGGCCUCAUUACUCUCCCUGAUCCUGCCUAUCCUCAUCUUCCUCUGGGCCAUGUUGUCAGUGCCCAGGCCUUCCAAACGCUUCUGGAUGACCGCCAUCGUAUACACAGAGCUAACAGUUGUGGUAAAGUACUUCUUCCAGUUUGGCUUCUUCCCCUGGACCACGUUUGCCUACCGAGGCAUCAACGCCGAACGGCCUUUUGCCUUGCCCAACAUCAUUGGGGUGGAGAAGAAAGAUGGCUACGUUCUCUUUGACCUCAUCCAGCUGCUAGCUCUGUUUUUCCACCGUUCAAUUCUAAAGUGUCACGGUCUGUGGGAUAACAAGGAGGUUGAGAUGCCUGACUUCUUCAAGAAACUGAAGAAAAAAGUGGACAAGAAGAAGAUGACGGCAGGAGAUAAACCAAGAACGGCGAUGGAACCUCGACGCAAACUGCGUUUACUCGCUCUCCAGACCUCCACCACCUCCAUGUUCUCGAGACGGAUGAGAGGCGACUCAACAGAGUCUAAGGUGAAACCCAAGAAGCACCACAGCAGGAAGAAGAGACGACACAAGGCUCCUCUGACCAGGAAACAGAUGAUCAGGCAGCAGAUUAGAGAAAAGAUGCUCCAGGCCAAAGCUGCUGUCAUCGAAGUUGCCCUGCACAUUUACCUUCCCAUCAGGCAAUUCUUCUAUGAUAUCAUCCACCCGGAGUACAGUCCCGUGUGUGAUGUGUACGCCCUCAUGUUUCUCAUUGAAGUUGCCAACUUUAUCGUCACUAUCUAUGGAUACUGGGCUUUUGGGAAAUACAGUGCAGCAGCAGACAUCACAGAGUCCCUGUCGGAGGACCAGGUUCCACAGGCCUUCCUGGUCAUGCUGCUGAUCCAGUUUGGUACCAUGAUCAUGGACCGGGCCCUGUACCUGAAAAAGUCCCUGCUGGGGAAGUGUGUGUUUCAGGUGGUGCUGGUGUUUGGCAUUCAUUUCUGGAUGUUCUUCAUCCUCCCUGGAGUCACCGGGAGGAGGUUUAACAGAAACCCAAUUGCCCAGCUGUGGUACUUCGUCAAGUGUAUCUACUUUGGCCUGUCUGCCUUCCAGAUUAAAUGUGGCUACCCCAACUGCGUGCUAGGAAACUUCCUGACUAAGCAGUACAACUACAUCAACCUCUUCCUCUUCCAAGGGUUUCGGUUGGUUCCGUUCCUGACUGAGUUGAGGGCAGUGAUGGACUGGGUUUGGACUGACACCACUCUGUCUCUGACCAGCUGGAUUUGUGUAGAGGACAUCUAUGCUAACAUAUUCAUAAUAAAAUGCUUGAGAGAGUCUGAGAAAAAAUACCCCCACCCUCCAGGACAGAAGAAGAAGAAAGUGGUAAAAUACGGAAUGGGAGGUUUCAUCAUCUUCACACUAAUUAGUAUAAUCUGGUUCCCCCUUCUCUUCAUGUCAUUGGUCAGUUCUGCAGCCGGAGUAACCAAUCAACCGCUAGAUGUCUCCAUCCAGCUCAGCAUAGCAGGAUAUGAGCCUCUCUUCACUAUGAAUGCCCAGGAACAGAACUUGGUCCCUUACUCAGAAGCUGGCUUCAACCGACUCACCAAAAUCUACGCUACCCAUCCAUCUGCUAUGCAGUUCAUAAUGAACUAUGAGGCGGAAGAUAUCAUUUUGGCUAAGAUAAAGAGUGAUGCCAGCCUGUUGUGGAGCAUUAGCCCUGCUAGCCGCGAGGCCAUGAUUCAGGAGCUCAGCAACUCUUCCCACAUUUACAUGACCUUACGAUGGACGUUGCUCAGGAACGCAUCCUUGUCGAUGAAUGCUGAAACAACAGGAGAGCACACUGUGAAAUAUAAGGACAUGGUCUUGAGGGACGAGAUAGUUAAUAUGCUAAAAGGGACCAGGCAUAGCCCUGUGAUCAUAAAUUUUCUGCUGCCGAAGUUCCUCAGGGGUCCUAAGGGGCCUGAGUCCAAGAUGGCCACCAGGAUGGAAGUUGAGCAUUCAGACCGCCCAGAGGACAUCCAAACACUGGCUUUCUUCAGGCCCCUGUCAGUCAGACUUCAGCAGACCAAUGGGGAGGCAGAGGAGGAGGAUGGCCAGUGGUGGGUGGUGGAGGAGUGUUCCCCAGGUCCUGCCCUCAACCACAAAAACUGUCACAGUAUAGAAAUAGUGGUGUUCAAUGACAAAGUUAGCCCCGCUAGUCUUGGGUUCCUGGCUGGACAUGGCAUCGUUGGCCUGUACAUGUCCGUGGUGUUUGUCAUUGGGAAGUUCGUCAGGGAGUUCUUCAAUGGUAUCUCCAGAUCCAUCAUGUUUGAGGAGCUUCCAUGCGUAGACCGCGUCCUAAAGCUCUGCACAGACAUCUUUGUGGUGCGGGAAACAGGAGAAAUGGAGUUGGAGGAGAUACUCUGUGAGAAACUCAUCUUCCUCUACAGAUCCCCAGAGACUAUGAUCAAGAUGACCAGAGAGAAGAAAGACUGCUAG
This is a messenger RNA of Lampris incognitus (smalleye Pacific opah), 5669 nucleotides long. RefSeq names its product piezo-type mechanosensitive ion channel component 2-like. The record is from RefSeq and is a predicted model, not a curated record. The transcript has 35 exons. Lineage: Eukaryota; Metazoa; Chordata; Actinopteri; Lampriformes; Lampridae. The annotation marks the transcript as partial.